AUGUACGUUUCAUAAUCCAAAGUAUUAGAAUGUAAGUUCAAACCUAUUAUUAUUAUUAGAAUGUCUAAUUGAUAUAACUAAAUAAGUCUUGGGAGAGUAAAUGGAUAGAGAAAAUAGAGUAGCUAUUCUUAAUCGAAUAAAAGAAAUAACUCUAGAGACAUUCCAAAGACAUUAUUCAGAAGAAAUACUUAUACUUUAACAAGAAUUACGCUAACAAUCUCAAACUAUUGAUAGAAUUAAAAGAGAAUAUUAGGAUAGAGAAUAAUAAUUAUUAAUAGAUAUAGAACAUAGAUUGCAUGAAUAGUAGAUUUUACAAUUAUAAGAGAUAAAAAGACUAUAAUAAUUAUAUGAUGAAUAAAUAGAUAUAAAUAAUAAGCAAUUUAUAACUAUUGAGAAAUUCAAUAAAUAAAUCAAGGAAUCAAAUUUGACAAACUAAUAAUUAAAUUUAGAAUUACAAUAAUUUAAGGAUAAUUAAUAGUCUAUUAAUCUUUAAUCAAGAUAUAAUUCUUUAGAAGGAUAAGAAUAUAAAUAAAAGUCAGAAUAAUUAUAAUCUGCUUAUAAUAUUCUUGAAUAGUAGUUUAAGACAUUAAAAUUGGAAUCUGAUAGAUAAUUGAAAGAGUAUUAAAGAAAAUUAUAAACAGUUACAGAUUAAUAAAUAUUUUAAGAAAGUGAGUUAUCUAAUUAUAAAUUGGAAAUUGAAUAACUUAAAAUUAAAAAAUAAUAGGAAGCAUAAAAAUAAAAGGAAAUUUUAGAAUAAUUAAAAGAAAAAAGUGAAAUAAAAAUUAAAGAAUAUAAAUAGAAAUUGAAAGAUUUAUAAAAUAAGGAUUAACAUAUAUCUGAAUUAUAAGAAUAAAUUAAAGAAUAUGAAUAAUAAAUUGAAUUUUAAUCAACUUAACAUAGAUAAGCAAUCAAAAUGUUAGAAUAAUAAUAUAAGAAAUAAUAUUCAAGAUUAGAAGAAAAUUUAGAAUAAGAAAAGAUAGAAUUAUAAUAACAUUUAACAUAAAGUUUAGAAUGUAUUAUUACUGAAAAAGAUAAAGAAAUAUUAGGAUUAAGUCAAGAUUUAAAAUAAUUAAAAAUAUAAAUAUAAAAUGAAUAAGAAUAAAAAUAAAAAAGUAACUAAAAAUUUGAAGAACUUAUUAUAACAUAUAAGAACUAAGUAGAAGAAUUAUAAAAUUAAAAUUCAGAGUUAAUUUAAAAAAAUAAUAUAAUUGAAUAAGAAAUUAAUAAAAAAGAUUAAAAUCUUAAAUUAUUAUUAGCUGAUGUUGAUGAUUUGAAAUAAUUUUCAGAAUAAACUUUAAAUACUUUGAAAGAGAAUCAAGAUUAUAUGAGUGAAAUUGAAAGAGAAAAAUAAUAAUAAUAAGAAAUUAUUUUAUCUAUUUAACAUUAAUUAGAAAUAGAAAUUUAAGGAUCAUUUUCAUAUAAAAGAUUAGGAUAAGAAUUGGAAAAAAGAUGUAAAUUAUAUAAAGAAGAACAUAAUUAAUUAUUAGAUGAUUAAUUAAAAUAAUAAACAUAAUAUUAAUAUGAAAUUUAAUAAAAAGAAUUAAGAUUUAAAUAAGAAAUAGAAAAUCUGAUUAAAGAAAAUCAAUUAAUUGUUGAAAACUUUGAAAAUUAAUUAAAAAAACUUAAAUUAGAAAAUAAAUUACUUAAUGAAGAAUAAAUAAGAGCUUAUAAUUAAAUCUAAAAAGAAUUACUAUAAAAAAGUUAAAAAGUUGAACAAAUGGAAAAGUAAAACAAUAAUUUAGUAUAAGAAUUAGAAUCCUAUAUAUCUUAAUAUACUAAUACUUUAUAAUAAUUAGAAGAACAAAAAGUUAUAGAAAAGAAUUUAAAUGAAAUUUUAAUUAAAAAUUAAAAUUUAUUGAAUUCAGAGAAACAAUAAUUAAUUAACUAAAAUGAUGAAUUAAAAUUUAAAUAUAGAUCUAUUAAAUAAAAGAUAUAAAGAUUGUUUAUUAAAUAAAAAGAAUAAUUACAUUUAUAAUUAUUUGAAAUGAAAUCUAUCAUUUUGAAUAAAUUAAAAAAUUAUGAUUAUGAAAAUAAACAAUUAAUAUAAAGUUCAGUUAAGAAAUUCAAUUAUGUAUAUAUUAUGUAAUAAUAUUUUAGUUAAUUGAUUAAAGUGUGUAAUAAGAAAAAAGAGAUAAUGAAUUUAUAGUUAUUGAAUUAUAAAAAGAUAUGGAAAAGAAGAUUGAAUAAUUAAAACGAUAAUACAAAUAAAAUGAAUAAUUAAUACAUGAAGAAGCUCAAAUUAAAUUUAAAUAAAAAAUAUAAUAAAUUCAAUAACAGGAUCAAUCUGUUGAUGAUCUAAAAAAUUAAUUGAAUUAUUAUAUUUAAGAAAAUGAACAUCUAUCUUAAAAACUUUAAUUUUAGGAUUAACUUAAUAAUGAAUUAUAGAAAAAAACAGAAUAUGAAUAAAGAUAAUUACAAUAGACAAUUAAAGAAUUAGAAAAUGAAUUGUAAAUAAUUUAUCUAUUAAUAUUAGAAUUUAAAUUCAAUAAUCUGCUGAUUACACAUUAAAAGAGAGAUAAUACCUUGAAUAAAGAUAUAAUGAUCUAAAAGAUAAAUCAGAAAAGAAAAUGGAUUCAAUCUAAAGAGAUUAUCAAUAAUAAAUAUAACAACUCGAAACUAUUAUCUAACCAGUUUAAUAAAGACCUUAAUCUCCUCCUUUGCAUUAACAUUCCUUAUCAUCAAGCUCUGGUUUUCAUCGUUCUCCAAUAUUGUAAUAAAAUCUAUCAUCUACUAAAAGUAUUUUAUGAUAAUUAUAUUUAUAGAACCAUAUUCCAAACCUCCAUAAUAUAGUAGUCCAUCAAUUAGAACACCUCAUAAAUCUCCUUAAAUUGAUAGAACUGAUAAAACUAUUGAAGAAUUGAGAGCUGAAAUUUAAUAAUAAAAAGAGAAACUUUCAAAAAUAAAACUCAAUUUUACAGAAUCUCAAAAAAAAUCUAAAACAUUUUCAAAGUUUUGA
This is a messenger RNA of Paramecium primaurelia, 2956 nucleotides long. Lineage: Eukaryota; Ciliophora; Oligohymenophorea; Peniculida; Parameciidae. The record is from the annotation of a GenBank genome assembly.